GCACGUUGGAAUCUCAUACACUUGGUUUUCUUCCGAUCAGCAUAACUCAGAUCACCCAAAAUCCCAAAUCAAUUUUUUUUUUGAUAUUUUGAGGAUCCGGUUAGGGAAUGCAGAGAGAUGAGAGGAGAUUCGCGGCUGUCUAACCGUGGGCGGGCUAAAAAAUCCACCGGCGGCAGAACUUGCCACCGUAAACACGUGGAGGACGGGUGAUUUCACCACUGCCACAUCCACAAAGGACAAUUGUUAUACUUCUAGUGUUGAAUUAGAUCUGUGUUACGUGUUUUUUUAAUUCAACGUAGAAUCAGUUUGAGGAAUCGAUGGCUGCAGAGGACAGAAACAAUGGCGUCCUACUCGGAAAGUACGAGCUCGGAAGACAAUUGGGGCACGGAACGUUUGCAAAGGUGUAUCAUGCGAGAAACUUGCAGACCAGUAAGAGUGUGGCGAUUAAGAUGGUGGGGAAAGAGAAGGUGAUUAAGGUCGGUAUGACGGAUCAUAUCCAGCGAGAGAUUUCGGUGAUGAAGAUGGUGCGGCACCCUAACAUCGUCGAGCUUCACGAGGUUCUGGCGAGUAAAUCCAAGAUCUAUUUCGCUAUGGAACUCGUUAGAGGCGGCGAGUUGUUUUCAAAAGUUGCGAAAGGUCGGUUGCGGGAGGAUGUUGCUCGGAGUUAUUUCCAGCAACUCAUAUCGGCGGUUGAUUUUUGUCACAGCCGAGGCGUAUAUCACCGAGAUCUGAAGCCGGAAAACCUAUUGUUAGACGAGGACGGCAAUUUGAAAGUGACGGAUUUCGGUCUCAGCGCGUUUUCAGACCAUCUCCGCCAGGACGGUCUGUUACACACAACAUGCGGGACCCCAGCUUACGUCGCACCGGAAGUAAUCGGGAAAAAAGGAUACGACGGUGCGAAAGCCGAUAUCUGGUCCUGUGGAGUCAUCCUCUACGUCCUUCUCGCAGGAUUCUUACCGUUUCAGGACGAAAACGUCGUUGCAAUGUAUCGGAAAAUUCACCGAGGAGAUUUCAAGUGUCCGCCAUGGUUUUCUUCGGACGCACGACGACUGAUAACCAAAAUGCUCGAUCCAAAUGCAAAUUCUCGAAUCGUCAUCUCAAAAAUCAUGGAAUCAACAUGGUUCAAGAAGGCGACGCCAAAGAAGCCUAAGUUCUUAGUCGAAAACGAAGACGAAUGCAUAAAUCUAAAAGGCAAGGAAGGUAAGACACUGAAUGCAUUUCACAUAAUUUCGUUGUCAGAAGGAUUCGAUCUGUCUCCGUUGUUCGAGGAGAAAAAAAGAGACGAAAAACAAGAGAUUAGAUUCGCAACGAUGAAACCGGCAGGGGCGGUGGUGUCGAAGCUGGAGGAGGUGGCGAAGGCGAUGAAGUUUAGCGUCAAGAAGAGCGGAGACGAAAGCAGUUUGAGGUUACAGGGUCAUGAGAUGGGAAGGAAAGGUAAAUUAGGAAUAGCAGCAGAGAUCAUGGCGGUGACGCCGUCGUUCUUUGUGGUGGAGGUGACGAAGUCGAGCGGCGACACCCUGGAAUACAACCAAUUCUGCAGCAAAGAGCUCCGGCCGGCGCUGAAGGACAUCGUCUGGACGUCACCCGCCAAUCACUCCACUCCGGCCUGAAUUAAGUCGAUUUUUUUUUUUUGUAAAUUGUUGGUUGGUUCAGAAAUUAUUAUAUAUAAUAUUAUGAACAAAAUUGUUCCCUGUGUCUCAGUCUGGUGUUCAUCGUCGCUUUUGUGUCGUGUCAUGUUGAAUUAAUUAUUAAAAUGUUUAUUUAUGGUCC
This is a messenger RNA of Cynara cardunculus var. scolymus (artichoke), 1770 nucleotides long. Its product is annotated as CBL-interacting serine/threonine-protein kinase 6. The record is from RefSeq and is a predicted model, not a curated record. The transcript has a single exon. NCBI's taxonomy places the organism in Eukaryota, Viridiplantae, Streptophyta, Magnoliopsida, Asterales, Asteraceae. Bases 318 to 1610 code for a protein of 430 amino acids. Gene Ontology annotation, molecular function: protein kinase activity; ATP binding. Gene Ontology annotation, biological process: signal transduction; protein phosphorylation.